Diabrotica virgifera virgifera (western corn rootworm) is the source of this 3474-nucleotide messenger RNA. It is a transcript of the gene Samtor, whose product is annotated as S-adenosylmethionine sensor upstream of mTORC1. The record is from RefSeq and is a predicted model, not a curated record. Gene Ontology annotation, biological process: negative regulation of TORC1 signaling. Lineage: Eukaryota; Metazoa; Arthropoda; Insecta; Coleoptera; Chrysomelidae. The coding region runs from base 177 to 1151 and encodes 324 amino acids. The transcript has a single exon.
CUGUCACUUAAAUAAAAAUAAAUAUGUCAAAAAUCCAAAAUUUAACCAAAGGGAAAGUCAGAGCAAAAAGAAAUCCUUAGAAACUCGGUAAAAAUAAAUAUAAUCCCUUGGAUUUUGUGAAUCAAUUUAUAAGCUUGAUGUAAGUGCUACAACCUGUUGAUGUUUAUGUCACAAAUAUGGUUUUAAAGGAACACAUAGAAUUGGCAAAUUUUGUCAAAAAUGUGCAUGAGGAACUUCGUGAAAACUCAAAAUUAAUUGGAAUUGAAGCUGCCUGGAACCAACACUGCCAAAAUACAGAAAAAUUAAAACAAUAUGCUGCAGCCAUGAAAGAACUAGCCACAAAUCAUUGGCAAAACUCUUCCAAAGAUGGUGAAAAUAUUUCAAGAAUUUCCUGGGUGUAUAGAGCCUGUUUGGAUUACUUUAAUAAAGAUAUUUUAGUACUUCGAAAUAAAGAGAUGGACAUCAUGAAAAAACUAAACGUAAAUGGAGAUAAUACUUUUCAAGCAAUUAUUGUGAACAACAAAUGGACAUUAUUAGAUGUUGGUAGUUGUUAUAAUCCAUUUACGGUUUUUGAAGAGUUUGUUGUUACAGCUGUAGAUAUUGCACCAGCUUUAGGCAGUGUGUUUAAAUGUGAUUUUAUUAAUGUUAAAGCGGAUCAGAAACUAAAUUCUGAAAAUAAUGAGAUUAUAGCACUCCCAAAAGACUAUUUCGACAUUAUCGUAUUCAGUUUAUUUUUAGAAUACUUACCUUCUCCAGCACAAAGAAAGCUAUGCUGUGAAAAAGCCUACAAACUUCUGGCUCCAGAAGGUAUUUUAAUAAUAAUUACACCAGAUUCAAAUCAUGUAGGGUCAAAUGCGAAAUAUAUAAAAUCGUGGAGAUUUGUUUUAGCAAAUAUGGGAUUUUCAAGGAUAAAGUACGAGAAGUUGAAACACAUUCACUGUAUGGUAUUUCGUAAGGUUCCUGUUAAAGGUAUUACCCAAAGAUGGGCUGAAAUUCACAAAGCAGAACAAGCUUUUGAUGAAAUUUAUAUUCCACAAGAUUUUAAAAAGAAACCACAACAGUCGGAUAGUUUUAAUAAUGUAAAAGAACUUACAGUAGAAGACAUAGUGACUUUAAAUAAUGAACUACCAUUUUGUGAUACAUUUGAUUAGAUUGUUCAAAACUGAGAAAGGGCAGAAUAAAUUUGAAAGCAAGGCUACCCUUGGUUUUAAAAUGUUUUAUAAUAUUGCUGGUCUGAAAUAAGAAUGACGUAACUGCAAAAAGCCAAAUUUCUCAGGAGAGCAAAAAACGAUUUUUAAAUAUUUAAAUCAUCAUUCUCUUUGCCUUAUCCCUAUGCGGGGUCGGCUUCCCUAAUUGCAUUUCUCCACACAAUUCUAUCUUGGGUCAUAUCAAUGUUAAUCCCGUUUACCAACAUGUCCUGCCUUAUCGCCUCCCCCCAGGUCUUCUUUGGUCUUCCUCUCCUACUCCUUCCAGGAAUUUGCAUUUCAGCUAUUAUUCGUAUUGGGUGAUUAACAUCUCGACAUUGAACAUGACCAAACCAUCUUAACCUAUGCUCUCAUUUUGGCAUCAAUUGGUGCCACACCUAGACUUCCCCUAAUAUACUCAUUUCUAAUUUUAUCAUUCUUUGUCGCUCCACUCAUCUAUCUCAGCAUUCUCAUUUCCGCCACAUGCAUUCGUUGUUCCUCUUUCUUUUUCACUGCCCAACAUUCAGUUCCGUACAUCAUAGCCGUUCUUAUGGCUGUUUUAUAGAAUUUUCCCUUCAGUUUCUUUGGAAUUUUUCUGUCACACAACACACCACUCGCUUCUUUCCACUUCAUCCAUCCAGCCCUAAUUCUACUGCAUGCAUCUCCAUCUAUUUCUCCAUUACUCUGUAAUACCGAUCCUAGGUACUUAAAAACUAUUGCUUUUCACAAUCAUUUCACCAUCCAAAGAUACCAUUUUAUUUGUAGUAGCUCCAUCUUUAAAUGAACAUUCCAAAUACUCUGUUUUUGUCCUACUAAGUUUUAAACCUUUUUCCUCCAGAGCUCGUCUCCACUGUUCCAGUUUUUGUUCUAAGUCUCUUUCACUAUUUCCUACUAACACGACAUCAUCAGCAUACAUUAAGCACCAUGGAAUGUUACCCUGUAGUUUUGCUGUUAUCUGGUCCAAAACUAAUGAGAAUAAAUACGGACUAAGCACAGAGCCUUGGUGCAAUCCUACUUUCACAUGAAAUUUAUCAGUCUCUCCCACAUCUGUCCUAACACUAGUCGUUACUCCCUCAUACAUAUCCCUCACAAACUUUACAUAUUCACCAGGGACUCCUUUCUUAUCGAGUGCCCACCAGAGAAUCUCUCGAGGAACUCUAUUAUAUGCUUUCUCAAGAUCAAUGAAUACCAUAUGACCAUUUGUUUCUUUACUCCUGUAUUUUCCAUCAACUGCCUUAUAAUGAAAAUUGCAUCUGUUGUUGAUCUACCCUGCAUAAAGCCAAAUUGAUUCCCGGAUAUUUCAGUCUUUUCACGUAUCUGUCUAUCAAUUUUUUAAAUAUUUAAAAUAGGGAUUAAAUGAGUAAUCGUUGAGGAGCAUCGGUAUGGCGUUUAUUCUUACAAUGAUGGCUUUUAUUUUUAUCCGUAUUGGUUCGAAUUUCGUUAUCUUAAUUUAAUCCCCCCAUUAUCAACACUUUUUACAGUUGCGUCAUUCUUCAUCUAAAAAUUUUUAAAUAUUUAAAAUAGUAAUUAACACGUUGACGGACAAAACAUCUAUACACGUCUAAUUCCCAUUGAUGUAAUGUGACACAACAUCUAUAGACGUUGCAUUUUUCCCUAUUUUACUGUGCGAAAUAUAUAUAGUGUCACAACACUUGCUUAUACAUUUGACCCACUGUCCGUCAAUGUGUUAAAUAAAGAGUAACCGUCUGGAGCAUCGGCAUGGCGUUUAUUCUUACAAUGAUGGCUUUUAGUUUCAUCCCUAUUGGUUCGAAUUUCAUUAUGUUAAUUUAAUCACCCCAUUUUCAACCCUAUCUACAGUUGUGUCAUUCUUGAUCUUAAAAUUUUUCUGUACAAACAAACUAUUUUUAAAUAUUUAGUAUGCUGUUUAUUCUUACAGCGAUGGCUUUUAUUUUCAUCCCCAUUGGUCCGAAUUUCAUUAUCUUUAUUUAGUUCCCCCAUUUGCAACCCUAUUUAGAGUUGCGUCAUUAUUCAUCUGAAACAAGGUCUAAAAUGGUGCAUAUUUCAAUACGACGCAACUACCCUGUAGCGACUCAGCACAUAGUUACAGUUCUGUUACUUUUGUAUCAUCUGUUAAACAGUAUUUUAGAAGGUAAUUAUGCAAUAAACAGUAAUUGACAAAAUUUGCAUUUACGUCAUUCCCAUUCCAGACCGGCAAUAUGAUGAGUGUCACUUAAAAUGACAAAAAUUGGAAUAAAUACCAAGAGAAAUGUAAAAAAUAUGUAAUUUAUUAUGUACAGAUAAUUUUAAUAAACAAAAUUUUAAGCAAUAA